Molecule: messenger RNA, 2624 nt
Organism: Prunus avium (sweet cherry)
Lineage: Eukaryota; Viridiplantae; Streptophyta; Magnoliopsida; Rosales; Rosaceae
Source: RefSeq, a predicted model, not a curated record
UCAAGUUUUAGAGCCGCACCAUUAGAGAUGCUUUUUAUAAGGAGAAUUUGUAUUUAUGGGAGCCUUAUGGUAGUUGAGCCUCAAAUGGAGCCUCCAUUGGGAUGGCCAAAAGUAUGCCAAAUUAAGGGUAUUUUUUGGUUGGAUGAUGUGAGGUAGUUGAGAAUCAAGUUGAGAUAACCUUGCUGAUGUCACCAUCCACUAAGAGGAAAAAUAAGAAUCUUUUACUUUCCUACUCUCACGAGAGUAUGAAAUUAGCGUCGUUGUGCGUUUGUAAGCGCACCAGGCGGAGCAUGUUUUGUUCCUCCCUCGAGUUCUUCAGAGCCCUGUGGUUCUGGCAACUCUUCACUGCAACAAGUGUCUCUAUCUACACCAGUGACUUUCUCUCUCUAGAUUUUUUCUAUGCAUGUAGCUCUUCUUGCUUUGCUUCCCUGCAGAUUUCUUCGCCAUUUUCUCCAUUCAAAGGGCGGAUGCUCGGAGCUCUCUUCGGUUUCACAGGACAAAGCCACGGCAAGGUGAAUUUUCGAGGAGGUGAAGUGCAUUUCCGAUAUUAACAAGCAGAGAGCUUCACGAUCAGAGAGGUCCUCUGCAUUUUCAUCUCGCACGGCAACAGUCCUCAGGAUAGCUCGGCAGCUGGGUUCAUUUGGGUCACGAUGAUUAUUUGUUUAACCGCCCAUCUUGGAAACCUCUGCGUGGGCCAAACAUAGCUUAUAGAGAAAUGGAUGGAAAUACUUCUGGCGAAGAUGGGAAUGAUAUUGACUGGAGUACAGAAGAUGAGCUGGAAAUUGAGAGCUUCACUUUAUCUUCUUCUUCAAGUCUGACAGUUCCUGGUAGAGAAGCUAUUGCGGGCUCUGGGGAGGCGAGCUCAUCUCAAGGUCCUUCAAAUUCCAAAGUUGUUGAUCAUUUUGUUGGGAUGGGAUUUUCUGGAAAAAUGGUUGCCAAAGCAAUUCAGGAACAUGGAGAGGAGAAUACAGAUUCAAUUCUUGAAACCCUCCUCACAUAUUCAGCUCUUGAAAGUUCUCCCCAAGAACCGCAACAAGUUGAUUGUGAUGAUCAGUUUUCUUCGGAUAGUGAAGCGAGCUUUCUGGAUGAUUUUUCAGAUAUCGAUAGUUAUUCUGAUAAUGAGGACAUCCUAAAUCCUACAUCCGAGAAAAACAAAAAGUUAUUAUCCUUGGUCAAUAUGGGGUACACAGCAGAGGAGGCUUCAAUAGCAAUAGAAAGAUGUGGUCUUGACUCCACAGUUGUUGAGUUGACUGAUUUCAUAUGUGCUGCUCAAAUGGCAAGGGCCGAAGAUGCCCAUCUUCCUCUUGAAGAGAAGCCAAGAUUAAAUCACGCAUACAAGAAGAGGAAACUUCUUCAGUAUGAGCUGCUGAAAAAGAAAAAGCUUAUGAGACUUGGGAACAAGACCAUAGACGAAGAUGAUGAGACAGUUCAUCUCCCAAAUCCAAUGGUUGGGUUUGGCAUCCCAUCUGAACCAUGCUUGAAAACACACAGGAACCUUCCAGAGGCGGCUUUAGGCCCACCGUAUUUCUAUUAUGAGAAUGUGGCACUUACUCCUAAAGGGGUUUGGAGUACUAUAUCCCGCUUCCUAUAUGAUGUACAACCGGAGUUUGUUGACUCCAAGUAUUUCUGUGCUGCUGCGAGGAAAAGAGGUUAUGUUCACAAUCUUCCUAUUGAAAACAGAUUUCCUCUUAUUCCGCUUCCCCCACACACCAUACAUGAGGCAUUUCCCUUGAUAAGGAAAUGGUGGCCUUCUUGGGAUACGCGGACAAAGUUGAACUGCUUGCUAACCUCCAUUGCCAGUGCAAAAUCAACAGAAAGGAUCAGGAAGGCUCUUGAGGAUUAUGAUGGUGAACCACCACUGAGAGUCCAAAAAUAUGUUCUUGAUGAAUGCCGGAAGUGGAAUCUGGUGUGGGUAGGAAGAAAUAAGGUUGCCCCACUUGAGCCUGAUGAAGUGGAAAUGCUUUUGGGCUAUCCAAAGAACCACACAAGGGGAAUAAGCAGGACUGACAGAUACAAAUCACUCGGGAAUUCAUUCCAGAUUGAUACAGUGGCAUACCAUCUGUCAGUAUUAAAAGAGAUGUUUCCCAAUGGCAUCAACCUCCUCUCUCUUUUCUCUGGGAUUGGUGGGGCAGAAAUAGCUCUUCACCGGCUUGGUAUUCGUCUAAAGAAUGUCGUGUCGGUAGAGAUCUCUGCAGUGAAUAGAAAUGUUGUGAGGAGUUGGUGGGAGCAGACCAACCAGAGAGGGAAUUUGUAUGACCUUGAUGAUGUACAGCAGCUGAACGGUGACAGACUGGAGCAUUAUAUGACUUUAUUUGGUGGUUUUGAUCUUGUAGUUGGUGGGAGUCCAUGCAACAAUCUUACAGGCAGCAACAGGCUUCAUCGAGAUGGACUCGAGGGUAAAGAAUCUUCGCUCUUUUAUCACUACUAUCGUAUACUAGAUUUAGUCAGGUCCAUAAAGACAUAAAACAAUUGAUUCCAUGUAAAUAUGCUUCAACCCCCACUGUGCAUUGGAAAGCCUUGUCUUGCUUUGUUUUUUCUUUUUUCUUUUUCUCAAGUUUGGACUUACUUUCUUUCCUAGACUUCCCUUCUUUUCCUUCGAAUUAUCUUACAAUUGAUCCUCUCAA